AUGGCCAACACUACAAUAGUAAUAGCAGCCAGGGAUUUGACAACAGUAAGUCGUUCCUUGGUCGGUCAUAACCUAGCAGCUCGGAUCAACGGAGAAGAUCGUGGUGCAGGCAUGGCUGAAUGCUUGAACGCACUAUAUGAGUUACGUUCGUGCACUAAUGAAAUUAUACUUUUCUUCAUGGAUGGAGAGAUGUAUCUUGGUAUUGAAUGUUGUAGAGCUAUCCGUAUCAUAACUCGUGAAUGUUGGCCUUCUAUGCUUACUUCUGUAGGCUUUACUGCUGAACAGGGCGACAUUUUACGUGGCUAUUGUGAUGCUUCACACUCGACUGCAUCUCUUUCUUCACCCUUCGCUAUGCUUCCACCAGUACAGAUCACUCCUUCUCGGUCACCUUUCGCUGGACCAAGCGCUCCCCCAGUAGUGGUCGGAUAG
This is a messenger RNA of Papaver somniferum (opium poppy), 429 nucleotides long. Its product is annotated as egg cell-secreted protein 1.2-like. The coding region runs from base 1 to 429 and encodes 142 amino acids. Gene Ontology annotation, biological process: double fertilization forming a zygote and endosperm. Lineage: Eukaryota; Viridiplantae; Streptophyta; Magnoliopsida; Ranunculales; Papaveraceae. The transcript has a single exon. The record is from RefSeq and is a predicted model, not a curated record.